UGACCCUGCUUUCUGUCCUUCCACAGAUCAAGAGUGAAAUUGAGCUGAGAAGGCAGCUGUUCCCACGAGGAAUCCAGACACUGUGGUGUGGGGCAUGGAUGACGAGGGACAGCAGAGUUUGGAGUGUAUCCAGGCGAACCAGAUCUUCCCCCGGAAACACCCAGUGUUAGAGGAGGAGAGUCUGCAAGUCCCUUUUCCUGAGCUGCAUGGAGAGUUCACAGAGUAUGUGGGGAGGGCAGAGGAUGCCAUCAUUGCAAUGUCUAACUACAGGCUGCACAUCAAGUUCAAGGAGUCUGUGGUCAAUCAUUAUUAUCAAACUUGCUCUUGUGAAGUGUCAGUCCCGUUGCAGCUGAUAGAGUGCGUGGAGUGUCGAGAUAUGUUCCAGCUUCAUGUGAUCUGCAAAGACUGUAAAGUUAUUAGAUGUCAGUUCUCCACCUUCGAGCAGUGCCAGGAGUGGCUGAAGAGGCUGAACGGUGGGAUCCGUCCGCCCUCGCACCUGGAGGAGCUGUUCUCCUUCGCAUUCCACGCCUGGUGCGUGGAGGUAUAUGCUGGGGAGAAGGAACAGCAUGGGGAGCUCUGCCGGCCAGGAGAGCACGUGUCCUCAAGGUUUAAGAAUGAAGUGGAGCGAAUGGGUUUUGAUUUGCAGAAUGCAUGGAGGAUAACGGAAAUAAACAACAAAUACAGGCUGUGUGCCAGCUAUCCCCAGCUGCUGCUUGUGCCAGCCUGGAUCACAGACAAGGAGCUGGAGAGCGUGGGUGGCUUCAGGUCCUGGAAGAGAUUCCCGGCCGUGGUGUACAGGCACCAAAGCACGGGGGCAGUAAUUGCCCGUUGCGGGCAGCCCGAGGUGAGCUGGUGGGGGUGGCGCAAUGCUGACGAUGAGCACCUGGUCCAAUCCAUCGCCAAGGCCUGUGCCAUCGACUGCAGCUCCAGCAAGCACCUCUCCAAUGGGAACUGUCUCCAGGACUACAGCAAUGGCACAGACAUCUCAGAUGGGGAGUUUGACGCCUCUAUGACGCACAGCACCGGAGUGGAGUCACUGGCCAUCCAACCACAGAAGCUCCUCAUCCUCGAUGCCAGGUCGUACGCUGCUGCCGUCGCCAACAGAGCGAAAGGGGGUGGCUGUGAGUGCCCAGAGUACUAUCCCAACUGCGAAGUAGUGUUUAUGGGGAUGGCUAACAUCCAUUCCAUCCGAAAGAGUUUCCAGUCCCUGCGAUUGCUCUGUACACAGAUGCCAGAUCCUGCAAACUGGCUGUCUGCUCUGGAGGGCACCAAGUGGCUGCAGCACCUGUCUGUGCUGCUCAAGGCGUCUCUGCUGGUAGUGAACGCGGUGGACCGGGACCUGCGGCCGGUGCUCGUGCACUGCUCUGAUGGCUGGGAUCGCACCCCCCAGAUUGUGGCCCUGUCUAAACUGCUGCUUGACCCCUUUUACAGAACCAUCGAGGGUUUUCAGGUGCUGGUGGAGACGGAGUGGCUGGAUUUCGGGCAUAAGUUUGCGGAUCGCUGUGGCCACGGGGAGAACUCCGACGACCUGAAUGAGCGCUGCCCUGUAUUCCUGCAGUGGCUGGACUGUGUGCACCAGCUCCACAGGCAGUUCCCCUGCUCUUUUGAGUUCAACGAGGCAUUCCUGGUAAAGCUGGUGCAGCACACCUACUCCUGUCUGUUUGGGACAUUCCUGUGUAACAAUGGCAAGGAGCGGGAGGACAAGCAUACGCAGGAGAGGAGCUGCUCCGUAUGGUCCCUGCUGCGCCCCGCCAACAGGGCCUUCCGAAACAUGCUGUACUCCUCCCACUCUGAAAUGGUGCUACACCCGGUGUGCCAUGUCCGCAACCUGAUGCUGUGGAGUGCGGUCUACCUGCCGAACCCCUCCCCCUCCACCCCCACUGACCAAUCGUGCGCACCGUACCCUGUCCCAGGCUCCACCUCUGAGGAUCAACCCCUGGGAAGCAGGCUCCCAAAGACCAGGUCCUUUGACAAUCUGCCCAGCGCCUGCGAGGCUGGCGGCUCGAUGGCUCCUAACCGGCGCUCCAGUGACCCGAGUCUGAAUGAAAAGUGGCAGGACCACUGCCGCUCACUAGAACUCAACAUCGCGGUGGGGCCUGAGGGAGGGGGCAGGCAGGAUCAGGGGGAGGGGCCUCCCGCAGGGGGUAGGGACAGCAAUCCCAGGGAAGUAGGACCCAGGGGAGGAGAGCAAGAAGAAGAGGAAGAGGAAGACGAGGAUGGGUCCCUACAGGGAAACACACCGUCUGUGUGGCAGAAAGCUAAAUCAGAAGCCAGUGGGCCUGCGACGGACAGCACUCUCGAGGCAGAGUUGUUAGUGGAGGUAGGAGUGGCCGAGGGGCAGAUGGAAACCAUCCUUCAUGAGGCGACAAAAGAGGAGAGUGGAGCAGAGGAUCCUAAGAAAGAGAUGAAGAGCGACUCUACUGACAAACCACAGCAAGAGGAUUUGCCAGCCCUGCCACCUCCCCCACCCUUGCUGCCUGCACUCCCUGCCCUGGAAAUCAAGGAGUCCGCUCGUGACCAUAACUCCGAAUCCCCAAGUUCAUAUGUUGCUCAAGAGCCGGCAGGACUCUCAAACUCUAUCAGCAGGGUUCCAAUCCUGCUUGAGUUGAGUGGUCAUUUGUUUAGGACUAUUGCCAAUGGCUACAGCCAGGCAGUAUCUCAGGAGUCGAAUGAGUCUGAGAGCCACAACCCCACACCCCAACGUAGCCCCCCUCCCUGUCUUGCUCCUGAGAGGCUGGAGGACAUAGCCUCACUAAUGGAGAGCUCCACAGAGACUCUGACAGAGGAAGGGGGGAGGCAAGAGGGGGUGCCGACAGCCUGCCUUUCCUCCAGGCUGUCUAACAGGGCUGACAGUCCACUGCUCUGCCCUGAAGGGGAAGGGAGCAGGGAGGCCCAGACAGAACCGGACACCCCAGUGACUUUAAAUGGUGGCCACAGAUUAUCCCAAAGUGCCUUGCUCCCCAACCCUGCUGGCGAAUUCCAGCAAGAGCCUAUCUGCAAUGGAGAGGUCUCAGAAGGGGAGCUCUGGGCCCCCCAGCUGCCACAGAUCAACGGUCACUACCCUAACGGGGAACGGGUCUCUCUCAGCCGGCAGAUGUCAGCCGCCAGCUGUGGCUCCCUGGCCCUUCAAGCUCGUGGCAGCGGCAGCUCCUUCUGUCAACACCAGUGCCCACACAGCUUCAUGGGACGACCUUCCCCCAGCCCAGAGCAGCCAGCCCGCAGUCACCUGGACGACGAUGGGCUGGCUGUCUACAAUGACAUCAUCCAGCAGCGGCUGCGGCAAAUCGAGGCUGGACACCAACUGGAGGUGGAGACUCUGAAGAAGCAGGUGCAGGAGCUCUGGAGCCGGCUGGAGAGCCAGCACUUCAACAACUCCCUGAGGAUUAAUGGGGACACGGGAGAUGAAGUGACCUCAACACCAGACUCAGAGAGCAACCUUGAUCAGAGCUGCUUGUCUCGCUGCAGCACUGAGCUGUUCUCUGAGGCCAGCUGGGAGCAAGUAGAUAAACAGGACACUGAGGUGACUCGGUGGUACCCUGACCACCUGGCUCCACAGUGCUAUGGGUGUGAGAGCAGGUUCUGGCUGGCCAGCAGGAAACAUCACUGCAGGGACAGGGAGCCUAUUGAGAAAGCCUGGAAUUGUGGAAACGUGUUUUGCUCCACCUGCUGCGACCAGAAGAUCCCAGUCCCCAGCCAGCAGUUGUUUGAGCCCAGCCGUGUGUGCAUGACUUGUUAUGGCAGCCUGCAACCCCACACCACCACCCUGGAGCUGGAACUGGAGAAACCCAUCACUGCCAGCUCCAACUAGAGACUGCACCCAGCCUUGGGGACCGGAGGCUGGGGUGAGGAAGGGAGCUUUCCUCCCCGCCCCCCACAAACACGC
Molecule: messenger RNA, 3883 nt
Organism: Polyodon spathula (Mississippi paddlefish)
Lineage: Eukaryota; Metazoa; Chordata; Actinopteri; Acipenseriformes; Polyodontidae
Product: myotubularin-related protein 3-like
Exons: 20
Coding region: 95-3808 (1237 amino acids)
Biological process (GO): dephosphorylation; regulation of autophagy
Molecular function (GO): phosphatidylinositol-3-phosphate phosphatase activity; protein phosphatase binding; metal ion binding
Source: RefSeq, a predicted model, not a curated record